AUGCAAGGCAGCGGUUGUACAAGUCCCGCUGAUCAGCGCCAUGACUCUCUGACUAAGGGAGACACUAUUCACGUCUCGCCCGCACCGCUUCCGACGGGCUGGAACGGUAGUCGUAUUCCAUCGAACAACGUUCCGAGGAAGGCGCCGCUGGCAGCUCGCUCUCCAGAUGACAUCUCACCAUUCAUAGCGAGAAAGAUACCGCCAACGAAGCAACAGAGAUCCACGAGUCAACCAAAGGCAACUCCCGGCCCCUCACAAGGCAACCGAGUACGCCAGCAGAAGUCCUUCAAUACGCCGCCGUUGGGCACCCCUAAGAGAGGACGACCGCGACUAGACGAUGGAGUUCAGGAUAACAACACAGCUGGUGGGCUGAACAGCCAGGGAGAUCCUCACAUCGGUCAAAAGGCCAGCACGCAGCCUCCCAUCGGUCUGUUCGCGCCUCCGCAGGUAUCGUCCGCGAUUCCACCGAAACCCAUGAGACGAUGCCCGAGGUAUGACUACGUCGUACCUUUGGAGUUGGUAGCCACACAAAAAGCCCUUGGCCCAGACAACUGGAACGAAUAUGUGUACGUCAUGGAGCAGCUCUGGACCGAAGAAAUCACCUUUGACGAGUUUGGCGCGCGCACGCAACGGAUAUUCCAAGUGUUCGAUGAGGGCAUUCGGAGGAGGUUGAACAAUACUGUGGCGAUGAAGAUGAUCGUGCCACGGCUAGAGGAAGAGCGGAAGAGAGGUCAGUCGACUAAGGGUACGGAAGACGUCUAG
This is a messenger RNA of Alternaria metachromatica, 762 nucleotides long. RefSeq lists its product as uncharacterized. The transcript is spliced from 2 exons. The record is from RefSeq and is a predicted model, not a curated record. Bases 1 to 762 code for a protein of 253 amino acids. NCBI's taxonomy places the organism in Eukaryota, Fungi, Ascomycota, Dothideomycetes, Pleosporales, Pleosporaceae.